GAAAAUUGUCCAGAAGGUAGAAGCAAACGCCAGAAAAUAGAGGAUUCGAGCAAAUAUUCUAUCGAAGUCUCUAAUAAUCAGCCGAACGUAGCUUAUGAAGAUUCUGGCAUUAAACUUACUACAGUUGAAGCUCUUCCAGCUUCCGAAAAUAUUGACUGUGUUUCUUUAAGUUCUAUUUUGUCUUCUGAGAAUUUGAUCGAAAUGGUUCAAUUUAAUUAUAUGGUAGAACUUGAAUUCCUAAUGACUAAUUUACCUAAGUCUAAACAGAAGAUCAUUCCUACGACUAUUGUUCAUGGACUUAGUGGAGAAAGUGAAAAAUAUUUAAAGGAUGAGGCAAAACUUUUCAAAAAUGUAAAACUGAUUUCUCCACGACUACCUAUUCCAUAUGGAACACAUCAUACGAAAGCAAUGUUGCUUUUUUAUGCGAAUUCCACAAUGCGUCUGAUUAUUCAUACUGCAAACGCGAUCAGAAGAGACUGGGCCAACAAAACUCAGGGGGUAUAUAUGUCACCAUUUCUACUUAAGAAACGCAAUAUUGCUUCAUCUUCAGAAUUCGAAUCAGAUUUUAUGGAAUAUUUAGAGAGUUAUGGUGACAAAUUAAAUAUCAUUCGGAAUAAAGUGAAGGAAUAUGACUUUUCGACUAUAAAGGCAAUAUUAAUUGCCUCAAUACCAGGUUAUCACGUCAAUGAAAAACUAGAACUAUUUGGGCACAUGAGGCUUAGGAACAUUUUAAGCCGUGUCACCGUUCCAUUAUCGUGUAAGUUGGAUAGUACUAUUAUAUGUCAGUUUUCAAGCAUUGGUUCACUCGGUAAAGAUGAGAAAUGGCUAAUAGAAGAAUUUGCAGAAAGUUUAAAGUAUGCAAAAAACCAAAAUCAAUGCAGCGAACCGGAUAUUAAAUUAGUUUAUCCAACCGUUGAAAAUGUCAGCAACAGUUUGGAAGGGUGGGCAGCUGGAAACUCUUUACCAUUUGAUCAUAAAAAUUACUUAAAACAAAAACAUUAUAUGCAGAAAUAUUUACACAAAUGGAAGGCAAUUGAAGCUGGAAGAGAACGUGCAAUGCCACAUAUUAAAACAUAUUCUCGGAUGACAAUGAUACCGAAUUCAAAUAAUGAUAAUAAUUUAGAAUCAAAAUCAAGUGCAGAAAUUGCAUGGUUAUUGUUAACUAGUAGUAAUUUGUCUAAAGCUGCAUGGGGUGCUUUACAGAAGAAAGACAAACAGUUGAUGAUACGAAGCUAUGAGUUGGGUAUAUUGACCUUUCCAGAGUUAUUUCAAAAUGAUGAAUAUACUUCGGUUCAUAUGUUGAAUUCUACUCCUCAAAAUUUAAAACCUCUAUUACCAUCUUUUAACUCACCUUCAAAGUCAACUUCAUCUAAGAAGAGAAAUCGACCUGAAGAAAAAAAUACAUUGAUAAUUCCUAUCCGCUUACCUUACGAUCUACCAUUAACACCAUAUAAUUUUAAGGAUGGUGAUGAAUGCUGGACAUGGAAUAUACCAAGGACUGAAACAGAUUGUUUAGGAUUAAAAAAAUUUUGAUUUUGUUAUUAUAUUAAUUUAUAAAUGAAAAGAAAAUAUUAUACAAUUUAUAAAU
Molecule: messenger RNA, 1588 nt
Organism: Rhizophagus irregularis DAOM 181602=DAOM 197198
Lineage: Eukaryota; Fungi; Glomeromycota; Glomeromycetes; Glomerales; Glomeraceae
Biological process (GO): DNA repair
Cellular component (GO): nucleus
Molecular function (GO): double-stranded DNA binding; 3'-tyrosyl-DNA phosphodiesterase activity; single-stranded DNA binding
Source: RefSeq, a predicted model, not a curated record